Paralichthys olivaceus (Japanese flounder) is the source of this 2279-nucleotide messenger RNA. Lineage: Eukaryota; Metazoa; Chordata; Actinopteri; Pleuronectiformes; Paralichthyidae. The record is from RefSeq and is a predicted model, not a curated record.
GGUCACUCACUUUAAAACACAGAGAUUGAUCCCUCCCUCCCUCCUGUGGACUCCAGUCCUCCCUCCCUCCGUCUCCCAGCAGGGUGGAGUCAGUUGAUCUGACCAGUUUCAGGGUCAACCUCCAGUUGCAGAGGGGUGAUCUCCUUCUCCUGUCCUUCUACUUCCAGAGGUUUCAGUUCCUUCUCCGUCGUGCUCCCUCUUCUUCUUUGGAUCCUCCAAUGUUUUAACCAAAACUCUUCCCAUUUUCUUUCCUUGAUUGUCACUUUUCAUCAGAAUUCCUCUCGGCUGAACUACAUCUACUCUUCUUCGUCCCUUCUCUUUAUUAUUUGGACCACUGGGUUCUGACAGGGACCCAACGCAAACCAACAAGUAAGAAUGACAGACAAAGCGGGCAUGCCGGCAGGUGGGGGAGGCGGAGAUGACGCAGGAAACAUCAUGGUGUUGCUGGAGCGCGUGGCGGGCCUCAUGGACAGUGUCCAGACCACACAGCAGCGUAUGGAGGAGCGUCAGUUGGAGCUGGAGAACACAGUGAAGACCAUCCAGUCCGAUGUCGUCAAGCUGACCAGCGACCACGCCAACACCAGCUCCACCGUCAACCGGUUGCUGGAGAAGACACGUAAGGUCAGCCGCCACAUCAAGGAUGUCAGGGUGCGUGUGGAGAACCAGAACAUCCGGGUGAAGAAGGUGGAAGUCACCCAGGGCGAUCUCCUGGCCAAGAACAAGUUCAGGGUGGUCAUUUAUCAGGGCGACCAGGAGGUGAAAGCCGUUACACCCGGCAAUGAGUCAGCAGAACCCAGUGGUGGCGCCAGAGGUGAGGUGGAACCGGACAAGUUCGAGCUUCCUCCAGAGUCGGACGAGGAGUACAUGGUGGUGGAGGAGGCCGACUCAUCGGCGGCCGGCCGCAUGAAGAAAACGGGUCUGACUCGCAUCGAGAGCUUCAAAGCCACUUUCUCCAAGGAGAACAUGAGCAAGACCCGCGAGAACCUGGGCACCAGGGUCAACAAAUUCGGUGAGCGCAUCGUGACGGCCGAGAGGCGUGAGAAGAUCCGUCAGUCAGGUGAGAGGCUGAAGGAGACCAUCACCAAGAGCGUCCCGGCCAAGCUCAACCUGAAGAAGGAGAGGACUGUGGCGGAGGGCCAGGAGGGAGCCGAGGGCGCCACGGACGGAGCCGUGCCCAUCCCCCCACCCAAGGGCCACAAGGGCAGCGCGGACGCUGCCAAGAUGGCUGCCGACGAGGGCAAGGCGGAAGAGUCAGAGGUGCCGAUAUACGACAUGAAGCAGUUAUCGUAAAUUGUGACAGUGACGAGAUCUGGGGCGUUUUCUUUGGAUGACUGUGACCACACAGAAGGAGCGAUCAAAGUCUGUAGGGAGAGCGAAUAAUGAAGUUGAACUUUAGUUUGAAAGUGACUGAAGGAAGUGGAAAGAGCCGGUCACAGAUCCGAUCAACAACCAAACUGACUCCUGACAUCACUGAGGUGACGCGAGUUCUGGACUCUUUUAUUUCAAUCAUUAUUGUUAUUCAUCAGAACAUAUAGAGAGAAUCUUUUUAUUUUAACACUGACUGUGGAGAAACCUUCCUCAUCUUCAUCUUCAUCCUCUUCACUCUGCUGCUGCUCACUCGUCUCCACACGUUCUGACUGAAACGCUUUUAAAGAGACGUUUCAUGGUGCGUUUGGUUUUGUAAAAUGUUGAAGACAAUGAUUGAAGUGAAAAUGUAAAAGAGUCAAACCUGAACUUCUGUGUGUAAACUGAACUAAAUUAAACCAUUUAUUCUACUUUAAUAGAAGCACAGGUUCAAAACCAUUUCAUUAUUGAAUGAUUGAAAAGUCUUUAGUAUUCAUUGACCUUUGACCUGUGAGGAGUGAUGACAUUCUGCACUAGAGAUGAAUUAACCGCAAAAAUAACAGUUCUUGAUCGUUUUUGAAGGAAAAACAUUUUUUAGUGUUUUUUUAGAGCAGGGAGCCGAACGACAGACCUGAGGUCCGAGCAGACCCUUUAAUCCAAUGUUGAAUCUGCACACACAUAUCAAUACAAUAUAUUUCCACCUUUCAGUUUAUUUUAUUUCAGAGUAUCUAUUCAAUUUCACAGCUCGGCCUGUUGAAGCACUGAAACUAGUUCAUCGAGCUGCAUCAUCAUCAGACUGUGUUUUGUCCCCAAACUGAAAAUAAAGACGUUUCAUUGACGUUCAGCUGGAAACGUUCAGUGAGAAACUGUUUUACUGUAAUGCUUCCACACGUGAUCAGUGUCCUGACAUGUUGUGUAGACAUGUUGUGUAGUCA